Molecule: messenger RNA, 7031 nt
Organism: Acanthoscelides obtectus
Lineage: Eukaryota; Metazoa; Arthropoda; Insecta; Coleoptera; Chrysomelidae
Source: the annotation of a GenBank genome assembly
GUUGCCUCAUCGAUACAUGCCAUUGCUUUUUGUUCAUACUGGUUUCAUAAUCAUUAGUACCUCAAUUUAUACAUUACACUUAAAAAGCAUUCAUUCAUCAAUCACAGUCUUUAUUUAGUUUUGUUUUCUUUUUGUUUACUUUUAUAUUUUAUAGGGCGUUAUAGUGGAAAUGGAAACAGAGAAAUCAAAAGACGUAAGCAUUGACGUGAAAGGAAAUGAUUCUACCAAUUUUAAAAACCAUUUUAGGGAUCCACCAUGUAAAGUCGAAAAGGCCCGUCCGAUCCAACAAGACUGCAAAUCCAUCACGUACAGGUCGAGCAGUCAGCCCAAAGAACUCCACAUAGCCCUUGUGCGUGAAAAAAUCGACACUAUGGCCAAGAUGCUGGACUACGUCAGUAAGAAGUAUCCGAACAAGAGGUGUUUGGGUACCAGAGAGAUCUUGGCCGAGGAGGAUGAGGUCCAGCCGAACGGUAGGGUGUUCAAGAAGUACGAUAUGGGAGACUACCGUUGGAAAACCUUCUCUGAAGUCAACAUCUUAGCCACGAACUUCGGAAAAGGUUUGCGAGAACUAGGAAAUCCGCCAGGUCAGAACAUCGUUAUAUUUGCUGAAACCAGGGCAGAAUGGAUGAUAGCAGCACACGGAAUUUUCAAACAAAAUAUACCUCUGGUUACCAUCUACGCGACACUUGGAGAUGAGGCUAUAGCUCAUGGAAUCAAUGAAACUGAGGUUACAACUGUUAUAACAAGUUUCGAUCUACUUCCGAAAUUCAAGAAAAUUCUAGCACUUACACCAAUGGUGAAGACACUUAUCUAUAUGGAAGAUCAACUGAAAAAAUUGGAAAACACUGAUGGAUAUAAGGAGGGUAUAGAAAUAUUGAAAUUUGGUGAUGUUCUCAAGAAGGGAGCAGAGUCAAAAAUUGUGGCCCUACCUCCAAAAGGAGAUGACGUAGCCAUCAUCAUGUACACUAGUGGUUCCACUGGCGUCCCCAAAGGAGUAAUCCUGCUCCAGAAAAAUCUCAUCGCCACGCUCAAAGGAUUCUGCGACUCGACAAGUAUCUACGCCAAUGAUGUGAUGAUUGGCUUCCUCCCAUUGGCUCACGUGUUUGAGUUGCUGGUGGAGAGCGUGUGUUUAUUGGCCGGAGUACCCAUCGGAUACUCUGGGGCUCUUACGAUGAUCGAUUCGUCUAGCAAGAUCAAGAAGGGGUCCAAGGGCGAUGCGACCGUUUUGAGGCCGACUGUGUUGACGGCUGUACCCCUGAUUUUGGAUAGGAUUUCGAAAACAAUUCAAGAAAAAGUGAGCAAAAGCAGUGAUAUUAAGAAAAUCCUCUUCAAGUUCGCUUACGAUUACAAAACCUCGUGGACGAAACGAGGGUAUUCUACUCCAAUAAUUGAUAGGAUAAUAUUUGCUCCAGUAGCUAAAAUAAUGGGAGGCAACAUGAGGUUAAUGAUAUCUGGAGGUGCUCCGCUAUCCCCAGAAACGCAUGAACAGAUCAGCACUUGUUUGUGUGUCACAAUUAUCCAAGGCUACGGUCUGACAGAGUCUACUAGCUCUGCCUGUGUGCAGGAUGAAUACGACAUGGACUAUGGUCGCGUAGGUGCUCCAUGCACAAUAUGCGACAUCAAAGUGGUCAGUUGGGAAGAAGGCAACUACAGGGUGACAGAUAAACCAUACCCAAGAGGAGAGUGCAUAUUGGGUGGUGAUAACAUCAGCGCCGGAUACUACAAGUUGCCUGACAAAACGAACGAGGACUUCUACAAUGAAGAAGGCAAGCGGUGGUUUAAGACGGGUGAUAUCAUUGAGGUGCACCAUGAUGGUGUCAUCAAAAUCAUCGAUCGUAAGAAGGACCUGGUCAAACUACAAGCCGGCGAGUACGUUUCCCUUGGCAAAGUCGAAGCUCAACUGAAGACCUGCCCACUGGUAGAUAACAUCUGCGUGUAUGGCGAAUCUAGUAAAGAUUUUUGCGUGGCUCUCGUUGUGCCUAACCAACAUCAACUGAAAGAACUAGCAGAGAGGAGGGGCAUCGUGAACAAAGAGUUCGAGGAGCUGUGUCAAGAUCCUCAAUUGGAGAAGGCUGUGAUGCAGGAGAUUGCGGAGCACGGGAAGAAAGGUAAACUAGAGAAAUUCGAAAUUCCCGCGGCCGUGAAGCUGGUGAGCGAGGUCUGGUCGCCAGACAUGGGCCUGGUGACGGCCGCGUUCAAGCUGAAGAGGAAAGACAUCCAGGAGCGAUACAAGCACGAGAUCAAGCGCAUGUACGCCUCCUGAGAUCGACCUGCCAGGUCCUUCUUCACGUAAAGCGGGGCUCACGCUAAAAGAGAGAGAGACGGGGAACGCGAAAAGACUGGUUAGGAAAAGAAUGAAACACACACACAAGUAAAUGUAUAUGUAAUUGUAUAUUUAUACUGAUAUAUAAGUCGAGCGAGGACUUCUAAAGAACAAAUAAUAGUGAAACGCACUACUACCGUUAUGUUUUUAUUUUUCAUGGUUUAUUUUUAAGUCGGAGCGUUGUCGGAGGCCCAGGUCCUAUUACACCUCAUUAUAUAUAUAUUUCAUAAUCCUAGAGUUCAAAUACAAUUUAUAUAAAAGUUUUUUAACAGAGAAAGACGUUAAACUGAGUUUGUCUACCGCCCACUUUGUCGCUAAUGCGCUUAAUUUUAGUUCGAAUAAUUUUAUUCUAAAGACAGCGAAUCUAUCUUCAUAAAUAUAUAAGGCGACAGAGAUGUCUGCUUGUAUCUUUGCGGGCAUGGUAAAAAUGCAAUAAAACUGGGAAACCGCCAAUUAGGGACAAAUGGGUAUUUGAAUAAUAUCUUAGUUUUGAGAAGGUAUUACAUUUCACCUCAGAAAGAUUAUUUUUUAUCAUUGUCACAGUGGAUAUUGAAAAUGUCAACCAAUCUCGAUGGUCUGCAUAGUGUAUUGGUAUAAUAAUAAAAAGAUAUGAGAGAAGUGAACUUUGGCGCUUUGUGUAAAGUGUAUAGCAAAACAAGAAAAUCUUAAGUAUGCAUUAAUUAUGGUGUAAGCAGGAAAUAUAUUGUAUUUGGGAGAAUAAAGUAGACAACGAUUGAGUAUGUUUCCUUAACCCUGCAACUUGGUCACCCCUACCUUCAAGAGUAUCACAUGGCGAUCCUACCAUCGGGUUUGAGCAACAAAGGCUUUAUAUUCUUAUUAAAGCAUUUGUGAAAUAUUGUGCCUGUAUGGAGCUACAGAUUUACGAUCAUUGUAAGAGGGAUGGCAGUUCCUAAUUAAAAACCUUAUUCAGAGUACAAGCUUUGCCUUGAAAGACUCUGUUGAACAUUCAUCUCAAGAUGUCUCGAGCAGGGGACUUAGAUACGAAAAAAUAUAUCAGUAUAUCAUAUAUAUACAGUAUUCACAGUUAAUUGCCUUAACUUGUUAGGAGAAAGUGUCCUUGAAUUUCUUUGAGAUGGAGGCAAAGUUUUGCAUAGGUACACUCUUUUAGCUUAAACUCUAGCUUUCGAUGGUCUAUGCCAUCAUCAUCAGGAGUAAGUCGGCGAGAUUGUUGCUAAAAUUGUUCUUAAGCGACAGAGGAAGAAAACACAUAGUCAACGAACAAAAAGCUGGAUCGAUGAGGUUCAAUUAGGACGAAAUUUUUAAUUAUUAUUGGCAAAACCAUAGCUAUGUUUAUUUCAAAAAAACAUAUUGAAAAUUCGUUCAAAAUUUCAUCUUUUCUAGUACCUCUACAUCUUCUACCAGGAGUCGGUUAGCACGUGGUAGAAGAUGUAGAGGAACUAGAAAAAAUGAAUUUCGAAAGAAUUUUCAAUAGUUAAUAAAUCUUCAAUUUUUCUAAAUCGGUUAGUGGUUUUUUUGAAAAAAACAGUUGCCAAUGAUUAAUAAUUUAAAAUUUCGUCCUAAUUGAACAGUGAUUUUUGGGUAAUAUCAGUGGAAAUACUUUGCUCAUCCCAAAAUAGUGGAAUUUAUUUGUCAAGUGGUCAAAAUUUCUGGAUAUUUUAGGCUUUUCAUAAAAUACGAUAUUCACACACAAUAGAACUAGAAAUAUUGACGAACAACGUAUUUGACUCUAUCCUUCAUUUCCUGAUACCCUGAUUACAGUUCUGAGCGCAGGUCUGUACCUCUUAUUUGCUUAUCAUGGCUGUGCGGCUUGCAAGCGCGGACAAGUCCUUUGCGGUACCAUCUAAAUUAUAGCCCAGAUAAAGUAUAUUAAUUUAUGUCCAUAUGCAAACAGGUUAUUUACUUCCCUAAAUGUAUAAUUUGAAUAAUUUGUACAGAUAAACUAGUUUUUUAUCUUUAUUUUUACUGGUAUUAUGAAAUCACCAUGCUUAAAUCCUGUUGGUCUAGUUGAGCAGCAGAAAAAGUAUGAACAGACACAAUGUUGCGUCAUGUUUGCGUCUUAUUUGCAGUACAGCGCUGAAGGUACUGAACGGUUUUUGACAGACGGGUUAGACAUAGACAAUAUGUCUACCUAUUAUCACUUGGCAAGGGAGUAACAUGCUAGCGACAAUAAACUUUAUUACACAUUUCCUGUAUAAAACAGUCCCUUAGGAAACCCACACUAGUCCUGUGCACCAAUUCCGUCCAGGCACUAAAUGAUUUUCUGAAUAGUUGCUACACUUAGUAUUAUUAAAAAUAGAUUUUGCAGUGGUGUCCAUAUAGGUAGUUGUUGCUUGAGAUAUCAGUAAAAAUUAUGAGCAAAAAGCAUAUCAUCAAACUGAAAUUCAACGCUGGUCGUAGGCUGUACUAUUCAACGUCUUUCUCUAUUAAUAGUGUUACGAACUGAAUUUGAACCAUGGAUUUAUCGACAUAAAUGAAGUGCUGUGGAGACCAUGUCUAAAAUUUUCAGGCCGCAUAGCGUGAUACAGGCAUUAGCACAUUGUAUUUUGUAAAAUUAAUAUAACAAGCUAAAUUGUAGAGUAUAAAUAUCAGUUCCUUGAUUUUGAAAUUUUGCAGUUGUAUUUUCUGGGCAGCUUAUAUCCAGGUUCCAUCAAUGAAAGAUGGAUGCAAAUAAUAUGCUCACCUACAUUUUGAAUCCAACAAAUUAAGAUUUUAGUUGAAUUAAUUGUUUCCUAAAAUGCUGGGCUAGUAUUUCUUUUGAAUGCAACGUUGACUGGAGCCUGUAUUAACGUUAUUAAUGUUAUAGUUCCUCUGUGGUUCUCUAUUUUUUCAAAUCUCAACUAGCUUAAAAACUUUGUCGAGGGAAACAAGUAUACUUUGUUGUUUCAUAACACGUUAUAGUUUUUCCAAGUGACAGUGCAAUAUUUGCGUAUUAUUUCGUAUUGUAUCUUUUUUCUGUCUUGUAAACAUAGUUGUGUGGUCUACUAAAAAUUUUGUACUUUACGUUUAUAACAUUUUUGCACAAAUUUAAGCACAACUUAACGUGAUAUCGUGAUAACAGCACAAAAUACUCAAAGUGUCUUGUACUCUUCAAAUGUUGCAAUGAAAACUUGAAGUCCACCAGGAACUUAACAUUAUACCUCGCAUAUAUUUCAUAGAAAGUAAUUUGAAAAAUAGGAUAAUUUUUGUGAUAUUUGAAACAGUGAACAGUGGUAAUUACUAUGAAAUUUACUUCUGAUAUCUUAAGUAAGUUUUCAUUGAUCAACAUAAUAUCAUAUUAUAUCAAAUUACUUUCGACCAAAAUAACGGCGCUCAAUAUAUAUUGGCUGAUGAGCAAGAAUUGUAGUAAUUCUGUAUAAAGUGUUUGUUUUAAUGUCAUGUUUCAUAGUUCUUCCAAUAUUUGAGGUACAAUCUAUCAAUCUUUGUAAAUAGUCGUUUUACGUUUUUAUUAUAACAUUGUUAUGGAUAGAUCAAAACAGGCCAUUAUUCUUCAACAGUGCGUUAUUUUUGAUAUCUAGUUUGUUGGAGACUGCGAAUUUUGAAAGUUGCUGUCAAUUUUAUUAUUCAAGUGUUACGAAUAUAGAUGGUUUCCUGAGAAAGGUUAUUUGAGAGAUACCAGCGAAUAUUGAGAUCAUAUCACUCUGAGAUUUGCUGGUAAUUUUCAAACUUCCACUUUUCGAGUUAUCUGCUAUAUGUGGGGGUAUUUGUAACAAGUACUUAACACGAUAAAAUCUUCAAAACAAAAAAGCGUAUUUCCUAUAUGUGUGUAUUAGAUAUUCGUAUCCAGACGAAUGGUUAACUAUACAUAUUCCUGAGAUGAUAUAUUUAUUUUUGGGUGAUAUUAUAAUAAAAUAUUAUAAUGUUUAGCCCAGAGUAAUAAUAACAGCCAAGCCAAAAAAAAGGAGAUAAAUUACGUGUUUAAAUAUGAUAGCAGAAUUUACGUAGUCAUAACACUGGUGCUCUAAAUACAUCUGGUAUUUUCACAGGAUGCUGUUAACUAGAUGUAACCAAAAAUCUGUAUCGAUUUCAUAGUUUUUGUUAGAAAGUGUUUCACAAAUAUUGCGUUGCUUUGAGUGCUAUAAAAAAUUGGCCAUAACCGAGUGACAGCGGUUUAUAUCUACACCUUGAAGCAGUGUAAUGUAAAACGUGUUAGUUAAAGUGCAGGUACAACCACGUCCAAAGUCAUGGUCUUAGUAAAUCUUUUUAAUGACAUGAAUUAGUUUAGUUCUAAUUUUCAUAACAUGCGGUCUACCUGAAACAAUGUAUGAUGAACUAUCGUGUGAACACAUUUUUUCUUUUUUGUCCUUAUUUAAUCAAAACUACGAUAUACAGAAAAGGUUAUAUUUAGUUAAGCUAUCCUGAGUGGAUGUAGAUGUAUAGGGGUUAGAUGUAAUUCCACAUCACGUACUAGCUUAGGUUUAUUGUAUAUUUUUUCUUGGUUUAUGUAUUAUUAUUUAUAAGGAAACUUAUUUAUUGCAAAAUUGCAUUGAUUAUAAACCAUGAAAUUCCAUUUUGUUAUUACGCGCCGCAUUGCGAUGGUCUCAAAAAUAAUAUUUUCUAGUGAAAUUGUUGUAGUGUUUGAUAUUAUUUCCUUGAUUAAUACUUAUAUUUUUUAAUGCAACUUUUUUGUUGCAGUUGCCUAAUUUUUAAUAAUGUUGCGAGUGCGAGAGCGAGUGAUAUUGUGUAUAUGCUGUGUUGUGAAAUAAACGCCAAUAAUUUACAUUAUAAA